AUGCGGUCCCUGCUGAAUUACAUUGUUAAACAACGCAUCUUUGGAGAUACUCGAUGCUGGAUGUAUUCAAUCGAAUGGCAAAAACGAGGCCUGCCGCACGCACACAUCCUUAUUUGGUUAGUGGAAAGAAUUCAAACAGACCAAAUAGAUGAUAUCAUAUGUGCCGAGAUUCCUGAUCACGAAGCCGAUCCAAACCUACAUGAUGUUGUAAUUACAAAUAUGAUUCAUGGACCGUGUGGCGCCAUCAAUCCCCAAUCACCUUGCAUGGUCGACGGUAAUUGUUCCAAACGAUAUCCACAGAAACUAACGGCGGAGACCGUCACUGACAACGAUGGUUAUCCAUUGUAUCGCCGUCGAUCACCCGAUGAUAGCGGUCGAACUAUCACAACAAAAGUGAAAAGAAUGGAUUUCGUUCUCGACGACAAUUGGAUUGUUCCAUAUUUGCCACUUAUUUCCAAAACAUUCAAGACACAUUGCAAAGUGGAGCAUUGA
This is a messenger RNA of Hermetia illucens (black soldier fly), 492 nucleotides long. RefSeq lists its product as uncharacterized. The coding region runs from base 1 to 492 and encodes 163 amino acids. The record is from RefSeq and is a predicted model, not a curated record. NCBI's taxonomy places the organism in Eukaryota, Metazoa, Arthropoda, Insecta, Diptera, Stratiomyidae. The transcript has a single exon.